GUCAGCCCAAGCCCGGUGGUUGUUGGAAGGAAAAAAUUGGUAAACAGCGCGAGGCGGCCGGACCGUGCUCCCGAAUCUGCCUCGAGCGUCCGGCGACCGCUCGACCAGCCGCCGAGCGACAGCUUCCGCGGAGCCUCCAGUGUGUCCAGUUUGACUCCUAUAACAGAGCCGAUCUUUCUAAUCAGUUUAUUGAGCCUGCUGGCAUCACUCGUGUUGAUGCCAUUGUCUCAGCACACCAUGGCAUAGAAGAUUGUACUAGCAACAACAGACUGGUAGAACAUGUGAAGGAGAGGCCUGCAUACUCCAAAAGACCUCAGUCUCUUCAGGAAGUAGAAGCGACCCUGGCUGUUCUUGUACACAGUCUCUGUGUUGGAGCUCCACGCAUCUGUCAUCCAGGUGCACCCGCAGACUAAUGAGUGUUGUACUGCCAGACAGUGUCAACUGGAAUGGUCGACACACAGAUCCACUCUAAUCCAUUAACACCAAUUGAAAAUGACUCUGGGAGUCCCUUGGCUGGAGAAUUGGAACAGGAAAUGGAGAAAGUGCAGAACAUUUCACAGUCUACAGAGGACAACAGUUCAGAGGCCUUCUGUGCUGAUGAGAAUCUAACUUCAGGAAAUGGUCCAGGAUCAAAUGAGACUCCACAAGAUUCUCUUUCUCCAGCUUCUAGUCCAUCAUCAGUAACCUUACUGGUUACUUCAUUAACCCAAGAUGAAGCUUCCACCUCUGGGCUCUGCAUAGAAUGUCGAGUGUGUGGAGACAAGGCUUCUGGCUUUCAUUAUGGUGUCCAUGCCUGUGAGGGUUGUAAGGGAUUUUUUCGGCGAACAAUACGAUUGAAACUUGAUUAUGAUCAGUGUGAGCGCAAUUGUAAGAUUCAAAAAAAGAACCGGAACAAGUGCCAGUGCUGUCGUUUUCAGAAGUGCCUUUCUGUUGGAAUGUCACAUAAUGCUAUUCGUUUUGGUCGAAUGCCACAAUCUGAAAAGGAGAAGUUAAAAGCAGAGAUCCUAAUACUAGAGCAAGAUGUACAGAAUUCACAGAUGGCUGAUCUUGUAUCUCUUGCCAAACAUAUGUAUGAGGCUUACCUAAAGAAUUUUAACAUGAAUAAGACCAAAGCCAGAGCCAUUUUGACAGGCAAAGCUAAUGUUCCGCCUUUUGUCAUUCAUGACAUGGAGACAUUACGCCUUGCUGAAGAGAAUUUAGUAUCAAAGCAAGCAGUAAAUGGCAUCCAGAAUAAAGAAGCUGAAGUUAGAAUCUUUCAUCGCUGUCAGUGUACCUCAGUGGAAACAGUAAGAGAACUGACGGAAUUUGCAAAAUGUAUUCCUGAAUUUGUAAGCCUUGAUCUCAAUGAUCAAGUGACCUUAUUAAAAUAUGGAGUUUAUGAGGCCAUGUUUGCCAUGUUGGCAUCAGUUAUGAACAAAGAUGGGCUGCUGGUGGCCUACGGGAAUGGUUUUAUGACUCGAGAAUUUUUGAAAAGCUUGCGAAAACCAUUUAAUGAAAUAAUGGAGCCCAAGUUUGAAUUUGCCAUGAAGUUCAAUGCAUUAGAAUUGGAUGACAGUGACUUGGCUCUCUUUGUGGCUGCCAUCAUUCUGUCUGGAGAUCGACCAGGUCUGGUUAAUAUAUCACAGAUUGAACAGAUGCAGGAGAGCAUUGUUCAAGCCCUUCGCCUCCAUUUACACAGCAAUCAUCCUGAUGCUAUCUACUUAUUUCCCAAACUUCUCCAGAAAAUGGCUGAUCUCCGCCAGCUGGUUACAGAGCACGCCCAACUUGUCCAGAAGAUUAAAAAGACUGAGACAGACACUUUUCUACAUCCACUUCUACAGGAAAUUUACAGGGAUAUGUAUUAAGAAAUAAUGUAGCUUGUCACCAGUGUUCAAAGUUAUAAAUCUUCAAGCACUACUAAGAAUAAUAAGUGCAAGGAUUACUUAUUAGCCAAGAAUUGUUACUCAGUGCUUUUCUCAGGUUUGCUUAACAUGAUUGGCUGGUGUGCCUUGUGAGACUAUGUAGUUUAUUUCAUCUGAUCAAGAUUACAGUAUAUUUUUAAAUUGAUAAAUCCAGUGUAUAAUUGAGAUAUUUGUAAUUAAGGAAGAUUUGUUAUAAACUAAUCUAUAGUUAAUGACCGUAAGUUAUCAAGAAUGCUAAAGUAUCUAUUUUCAUUACCCUAAAUAUUGAACCUAAUCAAUUGUGUUUCAGCAAGAUGAAAAUCAAAUAAUUUACUAUGAAACUCAAAACUGAAUGGAUCAUUUUCCAUAAGUAUCAAUCACUGCACUCAUUAAAAUGCAGAAUGAAAGAGUACUGGUAUUUCAUGCAACAUUUUGUUUUCAAAGAUUUGAUAUACAUCUUCUAAUUUUUAUAUUCAAUAAUUCAAACUAUAUAGCCAGAAACUUUGUGAAUAAAUUUUAAGGAUUCACAAUUUUAAACAAUUGGUGAAAUAUUUUUAUCAUUGUAUACUUCUAUAUUUUCACAUCAUAUAAGUCAGUGAUAAUAAAUCAGAUUCUGAUUGUGUAGAAAAGGAGAAAACCACUACAAAGGAUUACAUUUCUGAACACUGCAUACAUUAGGAUAUCUAUUAUACUAAUAAUCUGACAAUUUAGUCCAAACCGAUUUCCAAACAAUGAAAAUCUUCCAGACAGACCUGCAACUGAAAACUAUACUCUAGUGAUAUUUCAAUGUUCUUCAGACCUCUACCCCUCCAUUUUAAAAAAUCCAUAUGCCUUCAUUUUAUGUGAUGCAUUUAUGGUUAUUUCAUUCCAUAAAGUAAAUCCCUUAAUACAAAAUCUUUGUAAAUUUAUGGUGUUCAUCCUGAUUUUGAAAUAGUGAAAAUAGUGUUCUCUUGCAAUAGUGAUUUACAAAAUUGUGUAAAGUUCUCAACUUUCAGGUCAUUAGUGGAAAUGGAGGGGGGGAGGAAUUUGAGUUCUAAUUAAAGAAUCAAUUUAAGAUUACCAUAGAGCACAAAAGAAUACUGAUCACAUUUUGUAGAAAAGCAUGUUGGUUAUGGAUGCCUCUGGUAAAUAGAUUAGUGUGUAAUCUCUGCCUUGAGGUGUCCAAACAAAAUCUUCAUCAAAGUUAAAUUAUUAAAGGUGACUACCCAUGAUUUUUAUGUUCUACCCAUCAACUGCAAAUUUAGUACAGGAUUUUUUAGUUCGGUGGUUAACAUCAGAUUCAAACUGUUAAAUUAUUUUUGCACUUGGGAGAAAAGCUGUAACUAAAGGUUAUUUUAUAAAGGAAAUGAAAUAAAAUGUUUUAGCCAAAUUUUUGAAGGUAGGAUCAGUCUGUGAAAUAAUCCUUAACUACAUAGUCAAUUUUUAAAAUAAAAUUUAAAGCUAAUUUUAUAUUUAUGCAGUAUAAUUCACAUUGACAUUAAAAUGAAUUACAACUCAAAAAUCAGCACACAAAAAUAACAAAGUCUAAAUUAUAAUUAUAUAAGUUUGAGGUCCUGACAAUUCUGGAAAUCAGAUUAUUUUCACUGUUCAGGGACUCAUUUUAAAAAAGCUAUUACUAGUAAUAAUAUUUUUUUAAAUGAGUCCCUGAACAUUUUAAAAAGACUGUUAUGGAGUUGUGAAAUGCCUAAGAUGGCUUUCUAAGUGCUUCAUGAUUGUUGACUAUUGUACAGUGAUUCCCUUAUUGAUGAUUAAAUGUAAAUACUUGGAAACACUAAAGCACAAUUUUACUUUGGCCACCAUUAAAACUAUUACAAAAAAAAACACAUCUAUAAUUAGUAUGUGUAUUUGCAUGUAGAAAAUCAAAUGGUACUGCCAAAUGCUUUAUCAAAAUAAUAGUAAUUCAGCUUCAUGUUUGGAGCUUGAGCACUUUUUUAACUGUUGUAUGCCAUAACUAUACAUUUGUUGCAUAGUACUUUUCUAUUGAAACUUUCAUGACAUUCAUUACAAACUGCCUUUUCUUGAAAUACACAAUUUCUAAGUACCUUUUAUGAAUUUAUAUAUGGACAUUCCAAUCUUUCACCAUUUGACUCCUAACUAUAGAAAACAGACUGAAAAUUAAUGUAGAUUGUGAAAUAUCAAUAACCUUGGUGAGAAAAACUAGAAUAAUAUGAUGUUAGAAAAAUAUAAAUCCAACAAUAUUGAUUUUCCUAAUUUAUUGUUUAUGUAGUCCAGUUUUAUUUCUAAGGUAAAUUGGUAAACACUUUCAAUUUUAACCUCAUUUGAUUCCUGCAGGAAUCCAGUUUUGAAUACAUAUCCUAUUCUUUUCCAUUAUUCCUUUGGUUUUAAUAUUUAGAUUUAACACAGAUGCUUUCCUAAUGUACUGGAUGAUAAAUUUCACAUUCUAUUUAGUUUUCAUUCAGUAAAAUUUUCCAUAGCUUAAAGAACCUAUAUUCCCCAACUAAACUUCUGUCAGUUUCUUAAUAUGAAUUUUCAACAAAUAAUGUUUUUACCCUUUUGCUGUUAUUUAUGCACCAAUUCAAAUCAACAAAAUAUUCAUGCCCUUUCUUGUAUUUUUGCUUAUUACGUUUUAUUGUGCCAAUGGUACAUUAUCAUUUUUCAGAUUUUUUAAUAUAUUUCUUUUAAAGAGAAAGCAAACCAAUGUCAGCAACAAAAUAUGAAAAGAGCUUUUUAGAUGUACUAAUAGUUUAGGAAAGUAUAAUUUCCUAACUCUGAAAAUAUGAUUAAUUCAUUAAUUGUUACAUUUAAAUUAAGCUAAACCAAACACAAAUCAGGUACCUGUUUUAUACAAAUGUGACGAACACAAUGCAAUCAUUAAUUUCUAAUGCCCAAGCGUCCUUUGGUGUACCUUUAAGUUCUUAAUAAUGGUACUUUAUUACAGUAAUUUUCAGUUUUAGGGAUUCAAUUGCAACAUUUAGUUUGCAAAUUUAGAUUUCUGUUAUGUGUGUGCCAAUUUUUAUGCCAUUCACCCUGUCAACUCUGCUUGUUUGAUUCAUGGAAUAUCUUAAUUGUUAAUUAAAGGGGACUGAACUGUUUUAAAUUUAGUGCUUGUUGAUUUUGCAAAAUUGAUGAAAGUUUAAAUAAUAAAUCAAAAGUGCUUCCAUUGCAGAAAGGGGUAAUAUUCAAGUACUAAAAUAUUCUACCACUAUUGUUUAGUAUACUAUACACAGCAAUAAGUUAAUGAUUUAUAAACUAACAAAAACAGCAAUAUCUCCUCUCAAUUUUGAUGUGCUUGGUUAUUUUACACUUGUAUUGAUUUUCUCCUUUUUAUGUUUCGCAUGGACAUUACAAUCAUAAGUGGCAUUAAAUAGUCAGAAGUGGUUAGAAAUAGUCAACAAAAUCUCAUACAAAAAUAGUUCUCAGAUUCCAGGUUCAACAUCUGUACAAUUUAAAGCUUUGUCGGAACACUCAAGAUUGAAUAAAACCCUACAAGCACAUUUAGUUUGUACAGAGUUGUCUUGGCAAUGUUUUUAUGUCCGUGAUUACUUUUUUGUUUCUGGUUGUUUUUUUGAAAUUUCCUUACAUUUACUAUUUUUAAGGCAGGAAACAAUUUGAAACUGACUUUAUGAAUGUUCUUAGUGUUGCAACAUCAUUUGACAAGAAGAUUUGUAUUGCUGCCAAGAUAUUCCAACAUGAUGCAUAAUGGAUAAGGUGGCAUUUUUAAAAGGAUCUUUUUCAGCAGUGGCUCUAAGAUUAAGGAAAAUCCAUAAGUUCUGACGGAGUAUUGUAUUCUGUUUGAAUGUAAGCCUUGAGUUUCAUGUCUUGAUGUUUGACUGUGUUGCAUACAUUUAAUCUCCAGCAUGGAUGUUCUCAGAAAUGUGUGAGCUUGGUUUCUUUCAAUGGUAUAUCUACCUUGAAAAUGAUGAAACUUAGUUAUUUUUCUCAGUAAUGCAAAAACAAAGUCAUGAUAUUUAAAAUCAUCUAUUUGCUUGACUUCAGUUAGUUGUUUGUUUGAGAUCCUAAUCAAUAAAAUUUUCAAGUGCCAGAAGCCUGAAUUCAUACAGCCAGAAGAGGUUAAUUUCUAAUCUUUAUUGCUGAUGAUUUUUGUAAACUUUUAUCAGUAACAUUACAAAAUAUUGUAUCAAAAAUGCAUCCACAGGUGUCCAAGUUGCUUAUUUCCUCAGGUUAAAGCAAAUCUUGCAGAAGAUGUGUAAAUAUAGGGGGACGUUGCUUCUGAAAAACAGCCUUGGACUGGUAUACUGACCCAAGACAGAACAAUAUUAUUUUUGCACUUUAUCAUGAACGAUAUUCAUUAAUUAAUCAAUAUAUGUUUAUACUGGCAACUGUUUAAAAUAUAUAAGCAUGGAAAAUGCAUGGAGAAUAUUGCCAGUAGGAGGAUCCCUAGGUUAGGUUUCACAGCAGUCAAUAGAAAUGGUGAAAUUUAUCCUUUCCAACAAUAACAUUUAUAUACGGAUGUGUUCUGUAACUUAAAAAUAAGGGAUAGUGCUUCAAUAUAUAAAUUGCAUAAUAAUGCCUUUUUGAGCUCUGAUAAUUUUGUGUGUGUGAACGCAAGAGAUUGAUGUACAUACAAAUGAAACUUGUGUUGUAAAACUUACUGAACUUAUCUUUGAAAUCAAGAAAUGUUUGUACCUUCACUUUUGAAAAUCAAUAAAACUGAAUUUAAAUGGAAUGUAAAAAUGUCACAUUU
This is a messenger RNA of Mobula hypostoma (lesser devil ray), 6546 nucleotides long. RefSeq names its product peroxisome proliferator-activated receptor alpha-like. The record is from RefSeq and is a predicted model, not a curated record. NCBI's taxonomy places the organism in Eukaryota, Metazoa, Chordata, Chondrichthyes, Myliobatiformes, Myliobatidae. Gene Ontology annotation, cellular component: nucleus. The coding region runs from base 447 to 1844 and encodes 465 amino acids. The transcript is spliced from 8 exons. Gene Ontology annotation, molecular function: zinc ion binding; RNA polymerase II cis-regulatory region sequence-specific DNA binding; DNA-binding transcription repressor activity, RNA polymerase II-specific. Gene Ontology annotation, biological process: positive regulation of fatty acid metabolic process; negative regulation of inflammatory response; fatty acid metabolic process.